AUGGAAAAUGGCGUUGAAUAUUCCUGCAUGGACGACGAACCAGUGAUGGAAGGCUCUGGUGAGGAGGUUUCGGUUAAUUCGUGUCCAGAGAAUGCUGAAAGUUCCGAUGACAUCACUGUGGGAAACUUUCUCAUCUGCUGCAUUUCAAAAAACGAUUUCAAAGGAUGUGUGGAUGAGUAUGGUGAUUCAAUAAAAAGUGGACAUUUCGUGCUGGGAAAAGGAUUGCUAAAGUACUGCAAUAUCCAAAGAAAUGGGCUGCGUGCCCGAAUCGAACGCUAA
Molecule: messenger RNA, 279 nt
Organism: Cooperia oncophora
Lineage: Eukaryota; Metazoa; Nematoda; Chromadorea; Rhabditida; Trichostrongylidae
Source: the annotation of a GenBank genome assembly